CCAUCAGACUUAGGUCUUAUAAAAACUCUACUAUGUUGAUCCUUGCCCCGUUCAAAGCACGCCGUGUUUCACUCUCUCAUCCUUUCGCAUUCUCAAUACCCUUUUGAUUUGUGAAAGGAAAGCCACCAUGGUUGAUCAGGUCCAACACCCUUCAAUCAUGGACAAGGUUGCUGGUCAGCUCCAUCUCCGUUCUGGUUUUUCAUCUGGUAUUAAUAGUUACGAUGGAGCUUUCCGCCACCCUGCCAUGUACCAAAGACCCUCCUUUGGGAACUACUCAAAUGCUGCAUUGCAGUAUCCUGUGAUGCCCUCAUGCAAAACUACAAUGGAUUUGUCUGCUGCUGCAACAACAACAUCCCCUGUUUUUGCUGCAGCCCCAGCAGAGAAAGGCCAUUUUCUUAUUGACUUUCUCAUGGGAGGGGUUUCGGCAGCUGUCUCAAAAACUGCUGCUGCUCCCAUUGAACGUGUUAAGCUUUUGAUCCAGAACCAGGAUGAGAUGCUCAAAACUGGAAGGCUUUCUGAGCCCUACAAGGGUAUUGGUGAUUGUUUUAAAAGAACAAUAGCGGAUGAGGGUGGUGCUUCUCUAUGGAGAGGAAACACUGCAAAUGUCAUCCGUUAUUUCCCCACCCAGGCUUUGAACUUUGCAUUCAAGGACUAUUUCAAGAGGCUUUUCAAUUUCAAGAAGGACAGAGAUGGCUACUGGAAGUGGUUUGCUGGCAACUUGGCCUCUGGAGGUGCUGCUGGUGCAUCGUCGCUUUUAUUUGUUUACUCCCUUGACUAUGCCCGAACCCGUCUUGCCAAUGAUGCUAAGGCUGCAAAGAAGGGAGGAGAGAGACAGUUCAAGGGUCUUGUUGAUGUCUACAGGAAGACAUUGGCAUCUGAUGGUGUUGCUGGUCUCUACCGUGGAUUUAACCUCUCAUGUGUUGGAAUCAUUGUGUAUCGUGGUCUGUAUUUUGGAUUGUAUGAUUCCAUCAAGCCAGUUGUCCUCACUGGAUCAUUGCAGGAUAGCUUUUUCGCCAGCUUUGCCCUGGGAUGGCUCAUCACCAAUGGUGCAGGUCUUGCAUCAUACCCAAUUGACACUGUGAGAAGAAGAAUGAUGAUGACCUCUGGUGAAGCAGUGAAGUACAAGAAUUCCUUGGAUGCAUUCCAACAAAUCGUCAAGAAAGAGGGUACCAAGUCCUUGUUCAAGGGUGCUGGUGCCAACAUCCUCAGAGCUGUUGCAGGUGCUGGUGUGCUUGCCGGGUAUGACAAGUUGCAGGUUCUUGUGUUCGGCAAGAAGUAUGGUUCUGGUGGUGCCUAAGAGUUCCUUGGUGGUGCUCAAAGAGUCUUUUUUUGUUCUAGAUGGCGAUGAAAAAUCUUUCAGUUCUGAGAGUUUAGACUAAUUGCAGCCGCAAAUUUUGUUUAAUAAAUUUACUAGAUGAUGGGACAUUGUCCCAGAAACCCUUUUCAUAUUUCAUGGUGGAGAUUUUACAUCAGAAAAAAGUAUGAUUUAUUUGAGUGGCGGGGUAAGAGGCUGUCCCUUGGAAUUCCAUUUUCUUUAUAUGAUUUUAAAAUAUGUGAUACAUGUUCAAGGUUCUUUUUCAGAAUAAAGUGCAGAUGAAAUUUCUGCUUUAAUGAUUA
Molecule: messenger RNA, 1617 nt
Organism: Vigna angularis (adzuki bean)
Lineage: Eukaryota; Viridiplantae; Streptophyta; Magnoliopsida; Fabales; Fabaceae
Product: ADP,ATP carrier protein 1, mitochondrial
Exons: 4
Coding region: 128-1297 (389 amino acids)
Biological process (GO): mitochondrial ATP transmembrane transport; mitochondrial ADP transmembrane transport
Cellular component (GO): mitochondrial inner membrane
Molecular function (GO): ATP:ADP antiporter activity
Source: RefSeq, a predicted model, not a curated record